ACGUUCUCGCUGCGCGCCGUGCGCUACCAGCCACUCGAAGUGUCGGCUCCGAGCAACGGAGCUACAAUCCGGCUAGCCAAGGGGAAGCUCUUCACGGCCAAGUCUUUCGCAACGCCUGUCACACAACGACCUGUCCCGCCGCUCUCGGAUGAGACCAUUACUUACAUCUUUUAUUUUGAUAUUUUCAUACGCAAGAACAGCUUCACCGGUCAAGGGCCUGAAUACGUAGCAGACUUGCUUCAAGACGCCUCUGGCCAGAAGUGGCUACAGCACAUGGUCUUCGGCACAUCUCAGGCUCUCAUCGCCAGCGGGCCGUCAGCAUGCACCUCGGGAACAAUGCGAAAGUUCUUCAUACAGGCACGAACUUUUGAAGUCUGUAGAAGCAUAAUAUUCAACCAGUCCAGCUUCCUGGCAACACCAGAGUGGAUGAAGGUGACACGAAAUUUAUCGGAAGAGGCAAACAUUCAAAGUCGGGCUUCUGUAGAUGAUAUCCUGAACAUAAUUGUCUUCUGCUCCAGGCUUAGAGCACGUACGGGCCAAUUCAUUACAACUUACGCCAGCUUCCCCGGAGUUGAGGUCCCAUCCAUCGAUGCGCUAGAACUUGCCACAGAGGGCUUCUAUCUUCGCGAUGCACUUGAGACUUGGAAGCUUGAUGCAUCAUUUUCUUCUGCCCAACACAAUGAGAUGCUUCUCGCAAUGAGUUACUACUCGGCAACAAGCAUAUAUCUCUCUGGAAACUAUGACUACGACCUACAUCACUGGCAAGCAAUGACCGUUGCGGUACCAGUGCUAAGCCGAGAUGAGAUAUUGAAGCAUGUUGAAGACAUCUUACAGACAACCAGGGAAGCGCUUCGAUCCUCUACUCUAUCGCCGCUUCUGCACCUUUUCCCACUACGAGUAGCAGGGGCAAGGUCCGAAGAACAUUCCCAGCGGCAGGCCGUGACUGAGUGUCUGCUCGAAGUCAAAAAGCAAUUCGCUGUUUCCGAUGCGAUGUUGGUCGAACUCGACGAGUUGUGGUCUUUAAGUCCCAUUCAAACACCCUUAGACAGCUGA
Messenger RNA from Colletotrichum tamarilloi, 1053 nucleotides. RefSeq lists its product as uncharacterized. The record is from RefSeq and is a predicted model, not a curated record. The annotation marks the transcript as partial. The transcript has 4 exons. Lineage: Eukaryota; Fungi; Ascomycota; Sordariomycetes; Glomerellales; Glomerellaceae.